Nematocida homosporus is the source of this 537-nucleotide messenger RNA. RefSeq names its product ubiquitin-conjugating enzyme E2 D. The record is from RefSeq and is a predicted model, not a curated record. NCBI's taxonomy places the organism in Eukaryota, Fungi, Microsporidia. The transcript has a single exon. Bases 1 to 537 code for a protein of 178 amino acids.
AUGCACCAGCAACCCCACCACCAGCAGACGAAUUCUGUAAAGCGGAUUAUGAAAGAGUUAAAGGAUAUAAAAGAGACCGAAGCAAGUAUGACUGGUGAAGGUUCCGAACGAAUCCUUUUCAUUGCCCCAGUCGAUGACUCAGAUCUAUACAAUUGGAAAGGAAGAAUUUCACCUCCUAAAGGCAGUAACUAUCAUGGCGGGACUUUCUAUCUAGAUAUUAAGUUCCCUACUGACUAUCCUUUUAAGCCCCCUCGAAUUCGUUUUCUAACUAGAAUCUUCCAUCCUAACAUUAAUACCAAUGGAACAAUCUGUUUGGACAUUUUGAGUGAGAAAUGGUCGCCUGCUUUAACUAUUACCAAAGUAAUGAUGUCCAUUUGCAGCUGGCUAGAUGAGCCUAAUCCAGACGAUCCUCUUGUUCCGGACAUUGCUUCUUUGUGCAAGCUAGACCAGAAGAUGUACAAAGAGAAAUGCCGGGAAUGGACAGAGAGGUAUGCCAUGGAUAGAUCAGGCGAUAUAGAAGAAUGGAAGAAUUUAUAG